AUGCUGAAUGUAUUGACGUUCGUACAAUUUAAAUUAAUAGAAGGUUCAAAUAAAUUAGAACAAACAAGCAAUAAUAAACCAGUUGUAACUGAUAUAUCAAUUGUCAAUACCGAUGAAGGUCAAGCAAGCAGAAUCGAGGAGGCAGGCAGUUACAAGCUCAAGAUAGAAACAGGAUCUGCAGCAGCCAUCAAAAAAGUAUACUACAUUUUCACCGAUAAUAACCAAGCUGCUCUUGGAGAUCAAGAUAUUGAUGGUAAUAAUGAUAAAAUUAAGAAAUUCACAGAAGACCAAAUUACACGCAAGGAAGGAUACAUCACAGUAGAUGUUAGUGGUGUAAGUGGCGCUACAAGACAUUUACAUGUCGUCAUAGCAACUACUCAAACAGUAGAUCAAGUGACCACAGAUUUAAGAUCUGAUGAAUUCAAAAAGGAAAUCAAAAUUUAUCCAAAAAUCAGCGGUGCUUCAAUUGUCAAUACCGAUGAAGGUCAAGCAAGCAGAAUCGAGGAGGCAGGCAGUUACAAGCUCAAGAUAGAAACAGGAUCUGCAGCAGCCAUCAAAAAAGUAUACUACAUUUUCACCGAUAAUGACCAAGCUGCUCUUGGAGAUCAAGAUAUUGAUGGUAAUAAUGAUAAAAUUAAGAAAUUCACAGAAGACCAAAUUACACGCAAGGAAGGAUACAUCACAGUAGAUGUUAGUGGUGUAAGUGGCGCUACAAGACAUUUACAUGUCGUCAUAGCAACUACUCAAACAGUAGAUCAAGUGACCACAGAUUUAAGAUCUGAUGAAUUCAAAAAGGAAAUCAAAAUUUAUCCAAAAAUCAGCGGUGCUUCAAUUGUCAAUACCGAUGAAGGUCAAGCAAGCA
Molecule: messenger RNA, 862 nt
Organism: Trichomonas vaginalis G3
Lineage: Eukaryota; Parabasalia; Trichomonadida; Trichomonadidae
Exons: 1
Source: RefSeq, a predicted model, not a curated record